This is a messenger RNA of Entelurus aequoreus (snake pipefish), 2064 nucleotides long. Its product is annotated as epiphycan-like. Gene Ontology annotation, molecular function: protein binding. The record is from RefSeq and is a predicted model, not a curated record. Lineage: Eukaryota; Metazoa; Chordata; Actinopteri; Syngnathiformes; Syngnathidae. The transcript is spliced from 8 exons. The coding region runs from base 50 to 1132 and encodes 360 amino acids.
ACAGCCAGACCUGCCUGGACUCUGGGGCCGGCCAGGGAGUCCUCAAGCUAUGAAGAAGGGAACUACAGCAACAGAGGUUUGGAAGUCCACAAACCCUUCAAGACCGUUCUACAGAAAUAAACCAGUGACGCCCAUGUUUGAGCUGAGGGCAUCUUUGCCAUCUUUGAUGAUGGCCGUCGCCUUAGCCUUACUUGUCUCAGGUCCCUGCCCUGGGUUCACAUCGCCACUACAUGAUCCCCACGACGAUGAUGGGUUUGACCUGGAGAACUACGACCUGAACACCGUGACGGACUUGGAGACCCUGGGAGCCAACGUUUACGAAGAUAAUUAUGAUUACGAGGACUUGGACCAAGAGAUUGAAGUGGGCACGGUAGCAAAUAUUCACCAUCCAGACAGCCAAACCAAAGUUGAACACCACCAGGAAAAGGUGGUGACAAUAAAGGAACCUCUGCCUCCAACGCUGGACUUCAAAGGAUCUGGUUUUUUUGGACCUCAGACUGGAUUGGGUAUGCCCACCUGCCUUCUGUGCGUGUGUAUCAGUGGAAGUGUGUAUUGUGACGACAUCGGCCUGGAACAGAUACCCCCCAUGCCCAAGGAGACCACUCACUUUUAUGGACGCUUCAACAAGAUCCGACACGUCAAAAACACCGACUUCACGAGCCUCAGCAAGCUCCAAUCUAUUGAUCUCACCGGGAACCAGAUUUCCGAAAUGGAUGAGGACGUGUUUCGCUCGCUAAAGCAUCUCCAGCAUUUGCUGUUAGCUGACAACAACCUGCAGGUCUUGCCAGAACUGCCAGCGACCAUGAAGCGCAUUGAUCUACGAAACAACAGGCUGAUCAGCCGAGGACUCCACUCAGAGACAUUCAAGGAUAUGAGCCAGCUGCAGUUCCUGUAUCUGUCCUAUAAUAACCUGGAUUACAUUCCUACGCCCCUGCCUUUGAGCCUCAGAGUGUUGCACCUGCAGGGUAACAACAUCCAGUCCCUGCAUGAAGACACUUUCUGUGACAGCCACGACCGCAGCUUCAUCCGCCGUAAACUGGAGGACAUCCGCCUGGAUGGCAAUCCCUUGAACAUCCAUCAGUUUCCGCGGGCGUAUGUCUGCCUGCCACGCCUGCCUGUCGGGGGUCAAUGAUACCGUAUUCCAAGUGUCAAGUUACUGAGCUGCAGCUGUCCGAAGGCCGAGCACCUCUGCCGCAACCAUCAAAAACAAUGUAAACCCAGAAAAAACAUGGACCGAAGCAGUCAGAAGUGGUUUUACUGUACAUUUGGGUAUAUUUUAACUUUGAGCUCUGUGAAUAAUUGGUCUUUGUAGAUCAGGAAUAUUCAACUCAAUUGUUUUGAGGGCCACAUUUUCAGAAAAAGCCAGGCUUCGCAGAACCAACAUCCUCUACUGCAGUAUUUUUCAACCACUAGUGUGCCGUGAGAUACAGUCUGGUGUGCCGUGGGAGAUGAUCUAAAUUCACCUCUUUGGGUUAAAAAUAUUUUUUGCAAACCAGUAAUUAUAGUCUGCAAAUGAUGUGUUGUUGUUGAGUGUCGGUGCUGUCUAGAGAUCGGCAUAGUAACCAUGUAAUGCUCUUCCAUAUCAGUAGGUGGCAGCCGGUAGUGAAUUGUUUUAAUAGAUGUCGGAAAUAGCGGGAGGCAGUGUGCAGGUAAAAAGGUACCUAAUGCUUAAACCAAAAAUAAACAAAAGGUGAGUGCCCCUAAGAAAAGGCAUUGAAGUUUAGGGAAGGCUAUGCAGAACGAAACUAAAACUGAACUGACUACAAAGUAAACAAAAACAGAAUGCUGGACGACAGCAAAGACUUACUGCGGAGCGAAGACGGCGUCCACAAUGUACAUCCGAACAUGACAUGACCAUCAACAAUGUCCCCACAAAGAAGGAUAAAAACUACUGAAAUAUUCUUGAUUGCUAAAAACAAAGUAGAUGCGGGAAAUAUCGCUCAAAGGAAGACAUGAAACUGCUACAGGAAAAUACCAAAGAAAGAGAAAAGGCCACCAAAAUAGGAGCGCAAGACAAGAACUAAAAGAAUACACACAGGAAAACAGCAAAAAACUCCAAAUAAG